This is a messenger RNA of Chaetomium strumarium, 2352 nucleotides long. Its product is annotated as major facilitator superfamily domain-containing protein. Bases 259 to 2034 code for a protein of 591 amino acids. NCBI's taxonomy places the organism in Eukaryota, Fungi, Ascomycota, Sordariomycetes, Sordariales, Chaetomiaceae. The transcript has 6 exons. Gene Ontology annotation, cellular component: plasma membrane. Gene Ontology annotation, biological process: transmembrane transport. Gene Ontology annotation, molecular function: transmembrane transporter activity. The record is from RefSeq and is a predicted model, not a curated record.
AGUGUCCUAGACUAGCGAGUUGCCGAUGCCGGUUAUGACGGGACCCUUCCCGGCCGUCUUGCUCUCCCUAAUAAACUCAUUCAACCCACCGAGAGGUUGCCCGGGGGUUCUUCAUAGGGAAUCCUUGGCCAUCCUAUCUCUCUCGUUGCGUUGCGAAGCCCUCCUAUGCUGAGCCACUGAGCAAGCGUUCCUCAGCAUUCCUCUCACGCCAUUUCUUUCGGUUUUCUACCUUAUUAGUCUCCUCUUCGCCAUCAAAAAAUGCCGCGAGACACAGAAGACGGAAAGCAGGUGGACGCUGACCACAUCGAAGCCCGCGUCAUUGGCCAGGCCCAGCAUUCACCCCAUGGAAGAACCGACAGGAUAGUGCCGAUGGAGGAAGAAGCGCACCAGGGCGAUAUGCACAUCAACCUAGGCUGGCGGUCAUGGCUGGUCGUGUUCAUCACAUGCUUCGCGAUCAUGGCGCAGGUCUACGUCGUCGUAGCGGCCGGGUCCGUCAUAGCCUUCAUCAUCCGCGACGUCGGCGACGGCUCGCUGGCCGGGUGGAUCAUCCAGGGCCCGUUGCUGAUGCAGUCGGUGCUCUCGCCCAUCGUCGGGCGGCUCUCGGACGUGCUCGACCGCAAGGCACUCGCCACGGUGCCGCCGCUGAUCGCCUUUGCGGGCGCCGUGGUGUCGGCCAGGGCCACCAGCAUGAACAUGCUCAUCGGCGGCGGCAUCCUGAUCGGCGCCACGCUGUCGACCAUCUCCAUCGUGCAGGCCAUCCCGUCCGAGAUCCUGCCGCUCAAGUACCGCGCGCUGGCGAACGGGUUCGCCUUUGUUGGUGGUGCGGUGGGGGGGAUUGUGGGCGGAAUAGGAGCCGGGGCGGUGACGAACGUUGAUGCCGACGGCUGGCGCUACAUCUUCUGGAUGCAGGCUGCGUUCCACGGUGCCACCGCACUGGGGUUGUUUGCCUUCUACUGGCCAGCCAAGGUUGAGCGACCGAGGAGCACCCUGAAGGAGCUCGUGUGGUCGUGUGAUCCCGUGGGCUCGCUUCUCUUCAUCACCAGCGCGACGCUGAUGCUGCUUGCUCUUGACUGGGCUGCCGGCACGUACGAAUGGUCGGACGCCCACGUUGCCGCACCGCUGGCGGUCGGGGUCGUGCUGCUCGUGGCUUUCGGGUUGUACGAAUGGAAGGGCCGCACCGAUGGCCUCGUGGCCCACAUCUUCUUCCACCGCGAUGCCAAUUUUGCCCUCUCGGUCUUCGCCUUCGCCGUCGAGGGCUGGAUCUUCUACAGCGCCGUCAACGCCAUCACGCCCCAGCUCGUGCUCAACCUCGGCUACGAGACCAACGCCUGGGACAUCAGCAUCCGCCAGCUGUCCUACUCCCUCACUACCCUGGCCUUUUCCCUCGUAGUGACCUGGUGGUCGACACGCUUCAAGGAUCUCAAAACACCCUUACUGGUCACCUGGAUCUUCUUCCUGGUCGUUACAAUUUGCUACGCAGCCUUCCAACCCCACUGGAACCAUGCACAGAUCGGGUUCAACAUCGUCGCCGGCAUCGGGCAGUCCGGUCCGCUGACGCUGCUCGUGGCGUGCGUGCAGUUCAGCGCGCCCCACGCCUUCCUGUCCACCGCCACGGGGCUGGCCUUCUCGGCGCGGGCCAUCGGCGGCGCCUUCGGGUCGGCCGUGCUCGACGCCAUCAUCAACGGCAGGCUCGCGUCCCACUACGCCCCGGCCGUGGGUGCCGCAGCCACGGCGGCUGGCCUGCCUGGCGACAGCGUCCCGGCCUUGCUGGCUGCCCUGGCUGCGGGGACGGUCGGUGGUGACAGUGGCGUGGUCGUGGAUGGGGCGACGGAUGCCGUGUGGGCGGCGGCCGUCGCGGAGAGCAGGCUGCAGUAUGCCGCGGCGUACCGGCUCGCGUGGGCGUCCAUUAUUCCCUUUGUGGUGCUGGCCACGGUGGCGAUUGUCUGCAUGCGGGGUGUGGGUGAGCUCAUGACGGAGAAGGUGGAGGCGACGGUUGAGCGGGUGACUGACACCGCGGAGGAGAAGGCGGUGUAGACAUCACUAGAGUCACUGGAGCAGUGGCUUCCAGGUUCCAUCAUGGAUUGCAGGCCGGAAAGUGGAUGCGAUGAGCAUUGUUCUGCGUUGGACGUGUUUGGAGACUGCGGAAACAGGGGCGUGAGGUGCGUGGUAAGCAACUUCGGCUUUCGUGCGCUUUUGGAUUUCCUGGACGCAUCCAUUCCGUGUCAGUGCAAGGCCAUGCUAUCUAUGCUCGAUGUUAUGGUCCCGGUGGCAGUGUGGACAACAAUCAUGUGCAAUGUGCCGAGCUGCCUCUCAUGUUUCGUGAAUCCCGCAAGUCCAGCUGGACUGGGUGGU